This is a messenger RNA of Lacerta agilis (Sand lizard), 1464 nucleotides long. RefSeq names its product acyl-CoA thioesterase 7 (gene ACOT7). The record is from RefSeq and is a predicted model, not a curated record. Gene Ontology annotation, cellular component: cytosol; nucleoplasm; extracellular exosome. Gene Ontology annotation, molecular function: long-chain fatty acyl-CoA binding. The transcript has 10 exons. NCBI's taxonomy places the organism in Eukaryota, Metazoa, Chordata, Lepidosauria, Squamata, Lacertidae. Gene Ontology annotation, biological process: palmitic acid biosynthetic process; acyl-CoA metabolic process. The coding region runs from base 159 to 1232 and encodes 357 amino acids.
GAGCGGAGAGCCAAUGGCGGCGUGGGAAGGCGUGUCCUACUUCGGGAGGCACCGCCCCUCCGUUACCUUCCCUCAGUCCGCCUGUCAGUCAUUGAGUCGGCCGGCCGGUUUUUCUUGCUGCGGUUCCCGUUGUCUCUCCCGCCAUCCUUGCUUCCCUCAUGCAGCUCGCCAGGGGCCCCGCCAGCGGGGAAGCCUCCGCCGUCUCGCCAAUCUCCGGGCCGGCCGCCAUCCAGAUCUGCAGGAUUAUGGGCCCUGAUGAUGCCAACAUUGCUGGGAACGUCCAUGGAGGGACCAUAUUAAAAAUGAUUGAGGAGGCAGGUGCCAUCAUCAGCACUCGGCACUGCAACUCUCAGUCUGGUGAGCGAUGCGUGGCCGCCCUGGCCCGCGUGGAGCGCACAGACUUCCUUUCCCCCAUGUGCAUCGGAGAAGUGGCUCACGUCAGCGCUGAGAUCAGCUACACAUCCAAGCACUCCGUAGAAGUCCAAGUGCAUGUGGAGUCGGAAAACAUUCUCACAGGUGCCAAGAGGGUGACCAACAAGGCAACUCUGUGGUAUGUGCCCCUCUCUCUUAACAACGUGAACAAAGUAUUGGAAGUCCCUCCUAUUCAGUUUGCAGAGAAGGCUCAGGAGGAGGAAGGGAGAAGGCGCUAUGAAGAGCAGAAGCUGGAACGUUUGGAAACAAAGGAGAGGAACGGGGAUGUCAUCAUGCCAGUAAUCAACCCAGAUAGACAAAGAAAAGAGCCAUAUACUGUUGGCUACAGCCAGUCCAGCUUGAUCCACCUGGUGGGACCAUCUGACUGCACCAUGCAUGGAUUUGUGCACGGAGGUGUUACUAUGAAGCUGAUGGAUGAGGUAGCUGGGAUCGUUGCUGCUCGCCAUUGCAAGACCAACAUAGUCACUGCAUCUGUGGAUGCCAUCAAUUUCCAUGAAAAGAUUAAAAAAGGCUGCGUGAUCACAAUUUCUGGGCGCAUGACCUUCACGAGCAAUAAGUCCAUGGAGAUCGAGGUCUUUGUGGAUGCUGACCCCUUUGUGGACGAGUCUCAGGAGCGGUAUCGGGCUGUCAGUGCAUUCUUCACCUAUGUGUCCCUAAGCAAGGAGGGGAGGCCGCUCCCUGUCCCACAGCUGGUGGUAGAAACAGAAGACGAGAAGAGGCGUUUUGAGGAGGGGAAAGGCCGCUACCUCCAGACCAAAGCCAAGCGCCAGGCACAGACCCAGCCGCUCACUCAGCAAUGACCGAUCUCAGCCGGAGCCCCUUCCGGGAGGAGAGAGCCACCAUCAGCACAUCCACUCAGAAAUCUUCACUUUGGGCAUUUCAAUAGCAGAACCGGACCGGGUAGCACAUAGAGCCCUCAUGGCACCCCAGAGAAAGUCACCAUUCUGUCAUAUCUGUACUUGUCGUAGCUAGUCCAACCGACACAUUAGGAGCCAUGCUAGGCGACCAGGGAUGCCCUUGGAAAGGUGGGUU